Molecule: messenger RNA, 2161 nt
Organism: Phalaenopsis equestris
Lineage: Eukaryota; Viridiplantae; Streptophyta; Magnoliopsida; Asparagales; Orchidaceae
Product: pentatricopeptide repeat-containing protein At1g50270
Exons: 1
Coding region: 114-1916 (600 amino acids)
Biological process (GO): RNA modification
Molecular function (GO): RNA binding; protein binding
Source: RefSeq, a predicted model, not a curated record
UUUUAUAAAUAAUAAGAUUUGAGUUAGCCUACACUAUUAAUCUUCUCCCCGCUUUCCUCCAUGAAUUCCUCAUUCUGAUAAACUGCUGCUCUUCAUGGAGAAGCCACACUCCAAUGCCCGCGAAGCUCCCCCCUCCAAUCAUCCACGCCCUCUCGAAGCUUAGAUCACGCACAGCCCUUCCCCUUCUGAAGCAAAUCCACGCCCUCCUUAUCACCUCUGGUUUCUCCGACGAUGCCACUGCUGUCGCCAGAAUCCUCCGUUCCGCCGUGCUCUCUCUUCCCGGCGACAUCAACCACGCCUCUCUACUCUUCCGCCGAAUCGAACACCCAGACGUCUCGCUCUGGAAUGCCAUGCUCCAGGGUUACUCCCUGCGUUCCCAGCACGACGCAACCGUCUGUGGAUUCACCGAAAUGUUCCGACAUGGAUUGGCUCCCAACGAGCACACUUUUCCUGUUCUUCUUAAAUCUAUCUCGAACUCUGGCUCCGGAAAUCCAAUACAGAUUCACGCCCAGAUUAUCAAAUUCGGGCUGGAAUUUGAUACUUUUGUGCAGAAUUCCCUCCUGUGGUGCUAUGCCAAAGGCCGCUUGUUGGAGUCCGCUUGCAGGCUUUUUGAUGAAAUGCCGCACAGGGACGCCAUCUCUUGGAAUGCCAUGAUUCAAGUGCAUGCAAAGAACAAUCAACCAGAACUUGGUUUGGAUUACUUCAUCAAGAUGAGAUCUUUGGGGUUAGAAAUUGACCAGGUGAUAAUUGUCAGCGUACUCAAUGGCAGCACAAUGGCAAGUAAUAUUUCGCUUGGGAGAAGCAUCCAAGCCUUUUAUGUGGAAUGUGGGAGGGUGAAAAGAGACAUCUUUGUUGGCUCUGCUCUUGUUGAUAUGUAUGCUAAGUGCGGCUGCUGCGAUGAUGCAAGAAAAGCAUUUGAUCAAAUGCCGGUAAGAAAUGUGGUAACUUGGACCUCUCUGAUAUCUGGCCAUGUCCAAUCCAACAGAUUCAGAGAAGCUUUGGCAAUUUUCCACAGCAUGCUUGUGGAAGGUCCUGAUCCAAAUCAACUCACUCUCUCAAGCGUUUUGAUCUCCUGUGCUCAUCUGGGAGCAGUGGAACAGGGUAUAUGGAUUCAUAGCUACAUGAACAGAAUUGGCAUGGAAUUGAACUUUGUUGUGGGAGGUUCAUUGAUCGAUAUGUAUGCGAAGUGUGGACGGAUUGAUGACGCUCUCUCCGUGUUUCAUAGAUUGCAAAACAAAGAUGCAUACUCUUGGACUGCCUUGAUUAAUGGAUUGGCAAUGCACGGGCAUGGCUCGCAGUGUCUUCAUCUUUUCUCUCAAAUGUUGCUGCAAGGAGUUCAGCCCAAUGAGGUCACCUUCUUAGGUGUUCUAGGUGCUUGUUGCCACAGUGGGCUUGUGCAGGAAGGUAAAAGAUAUUUCGAUAGGAUGCUGAAAGUUUAUGGAAUAAAGCCGAAGUUAGAGCAUUAUGGCUGCAUGGUGGAUCUCUUAGGUAGAGCAGGGCAUUUGGAAGAGGCAUUGUGUUUUAUUAAAAGCAUGCCUAUAGAACCAAAUGUUAGCAUCUGGGGAGCUUUAUUUGGUGCCUGUAUGACUCAUGGAGAUUUGGAUUUGGGGGAGAAGGUGGGAAAGCAUAUAGUUGGAAUGAGACCGGAGCAGAGCGGCGGAUACCUGUUCUUGGCCAACAUGUAUUCUGCAUCGAAGAGGUGGAAGGAAGCGGCGAGGAUGAGGAUGGCGAUGAGGGGAAGGAAGGUGGAGAAAGUUGCAGGAUGCAGUUGGCUGGAGCUGAAUGGUGUGUUGCAUGAGUUUCUUGCCUCUGAUGGGUCUCAUGUUGAUGCUGAGUGCAUAUAUGAAACUAUUGAUGGAUUAACUGGGCUCAUGAAAUUGAAAGAGUACGGGCAAGGUGACUGUCUUAUGCCUUAACUUUUGUUUCAUCUGGAAAUGGGAGCUUUUUUUAAAAGAAGCUCAUUUAAUGGAUGGUAAUAUGCUAUGGUUGGGGUAUUUACAGAAUCAACAUUGGAUUUUGAUUUUGUUAAUUGCUUGAUUUUUUAGUCAUAGAAAGAUUUAUAUACAUGCCACUCAAAUUCCUAUGUAUUUACCUAUCUAACAACCAAAAUUCAAUUUUUACAUACAAACAGUUGCACCGCCUCGUUCUGGAAGUGUCUGUA